CGACGGGUCCUCGUUCAUCGAGCGACCGUGAGUGCUCUCAACGCAGUCAUAAUCUUCUCCAGGAGUCGUGUGACCAUUUCUCCGGUGCGCCCACUGAGUUUCCCCGUGACAACAGUUCUGAGUCGCUGCUUCGAUCUCCCUACGCUAUUUCUCGAGCUAUAGGAAUCGUUCGCGAAUCGGACCCCGGUGUAACUCCGAGGUUUAUCCAUCCGCUCCUCCCCUCGAAGACGUCGAUCCGACAGUGACACGCGGAAGGAAACUCAUCUACGGCGUCAAACGCUGAAAGACGUGAAUCACUCUUGCCGGGGCAGGUUGUGCUGCGCUCGGGAAUUCCUGGGUGUUCUAAUCGAGACAACUUCCUAAGGCUACCGUGGCAUUCUCCGAUUUCCGCUCAGAACUGACGGCGGACAUGAGUCUGGAGGCGCCGAAGACUCGAUAGAUUCUGCGGGAGAAGGUGUAGCGGAAGUCAGCCCCGAGCGAGCUCGGACAUUCGAAUCGUGAUGGAGCUUCUGAGAAACAUCACCUUCUGCCCCCAGAACGAAUCCCUCUGGACGGUAUGGGAGGACCACGGACUUUCGCGAUGUUUCUCGUACACCCUGACGUCUUCGCUACUGGCUCUAUGGAUCACAAUGGGUGGAUUGAGCGAGUGGUGGAUAUACAGAAAAUACGGGAAUCAAAUCGAACGGCGCGUCCUCGUCGCAAAGCCGGUAUACACGAUCCAACUUCUGCUUGUCUGGUUGCUCAUCUUUCUCGUGAUUGGACAACUUGUCAUUGACUUCCUCCGACUGGACGGCCAGAGCUUAUACGGCUUCAAUAUACUCUGGAGCGCUUUGAUGUGUUUCUCCUGGCUCCUGUCGCUGUAUUUGGUUCACCUAGAACGAUGCUUCGGCCUCCCCAGCGUUCCGACAGGAGGCCACGGUCUGAUCCUGCUCAUAUUCUGGACCGGGGCUCUGGUAGCCGACACCAUCCUCCUCGUCAAUCUCAACUCCCCGGUGUGGUUCUUCCACAUGGCGAGCCACAAGGAUCAGAUGCUGCUCGCGUUAUACGUCUCUCGCUUCUUCAUCACUUUGUGGCUUUUCCUUCUCGGCCUCAAAGCUCCCGGCAUGCCGCGACAAGAGGACUAUCUCUUGGGGGCGGGCAUCCCUUACACGCUACACGUCCGCGACAACUCGAUGUCGACUUGGUCGGGUUUCGGGAGGAAAAUGAGACGUUUGCUUCCGUUCCUAUGGCCGAAGGGGAAUUGCAAGCUACAGCUGGCGGUAUUUUUCUGCUUCGUGAUUCUGGUCGCGGGUAGAAUCCUCACGCCAAUUUCACCGAUAUUGCUCAAGAAAAUCGUCGACGGUCUCGGCGUGAUGCCCGGCCACAAGCGAGAGUUCCUCUGGCAGGAUAUUCUCGCCUACAGCUCGUUGAUCCUGGUUGUUCAGGGAUCCAACAGUCUUUUUUCGAACCUGAGGAACAUACUCUGGAUCAGAGUUCAACAAUUCACCACCAAGUACACCCAGGUGAAGCUCUACGAGCACCUGCACAGUCUGUCUCUGAGUUGGCAUCUAUCCAGGAAGACAGGCGACGUGCUCAGAGUGCUCGACCGUGGAACCCAAAGCGUCAACAGCUUACUGUCUUACAUGUUAUUCCAAAUUUUCCCGGCAAUAGCUGAUACCCUGAUUGCAUUCGGAUAUUUCACUUACGCGUUCAAUCUGUGGUUCGGUCUCAUUGUUCUGUUUUCAAUCGUGAUAUACUCGACUCUAACUAUCAGCAUCAGCGAAUGGAGAACCAAGUUCCGUCGCGAGAUGAACUUGUUGGAUAACGCAGCUCAAGCGAAAGGCGUCGAUGCUCUCUUAAAUUUCGAAACGGUCAAGUACUAUAACGCGGAAGAAGUCGAGGUGAGGGAAUACGCCAAUUGCGUCGAUGAAUACCAAAAAGCGGAAUGGAAGACGUCUUUCUCGCUAGCUUUCCUCAACAUCCUCCAGAGUCUCACCGUGAACGCGGGAUCCGUGACAGGAUCGCUCUUGUGUGCGUACAUGGUCUACAAAGGUGACAGCGGAAUGACAGCCGGUGAUUUUGUUCUCUUCAUCGCCUAUAUCAGUCAAAUGUACACUCCCUUGAACUUCUUAGGCACAUAUUAUAGAGUUAUUCAGAAAUCAUUCAUCGAUAUGGAGAACAUGUUCGAGCUCUUGGACCAUCAGCCGGACGUCGUCGACCACCACGGCGCCAUCGAUCUCAAACUCGAUCAGGGUCAAAUCGAGUUCCGGGACGUGUGUUUCUCGUACAACAACGAUCGGCCGAUCUUGAAACAGGUCUCGUUUGUCGUGCCUCCCGGUCACACCGUAGCCUUCGUAGGGCAAACCGGUGCCGGUAAAAGUACACUCGUACGACUCUUGUUCCGCUUCUACGACGUGAAGUCGGGCACCAUCCUGAUCGACGGACAAAACAUCGCAUUCGUGAAACAGAAGUCCCUGCGGUCCCAUAUCGGCGUCGUUCCGCAGGACACGGUCCUGUUCAAUUCUUCAAUUCUUGAGAACAUUCGUUACGGUCGACCGUCGGCCACUGACGACGAAGUCAUCGACGCUGCGAGAUCCGCCGAAAUUCACGAUAGUAUUCUGCAGAUGCCAAAUAAGUACGAAACUGUCGUCGGUGAGCGGGGCCUCAAGCUGAGUGGGGGUGAAAAGCAACGAGUCGCCAUCGCCCGGACUAUCCUGAAAGCUCCCUCAAUAAUAAUCCUCGACGAGGCGACGUCGGCUCUCGACACUCGCACUGAACGCAGGGUUCAGAAGGCGCUUUCGGAAAUCGUGAAAGGCAAAACCACCAUCGUCGUGGCUCAUAGGCUCUCCACAAUCGUGAAGGCCGAUCAGAUCAUUGUUUUAGAGGACGGCGAGAUCGUAGAACAAGGAAACCAUAAGGAGCUUCUCAGUCUGAACAAAAAAUACGCGGCCAUGUGGUUCCAGCAGCUGGAAGAGGAGCGUCAGAUCAGUGAAGCGGAGCGUCGAAUCAGUGAAGCGGAGCCGGGACCAUCCGGUAUCAAAGACGAGACAUUGUGAUUUCUAGAUGCAUUAUAAAGGAAGUAGAAAAAAUGAGGUCCUGCUGCUCAAGACCUCCUACGCCUACUAUCUAUGUAUUCGCUCGCUCAGCGCUUCUAUCGCGAGUUUCCCUGAAAUAUCAGGAGCCUGUUGUUGAAUGUAAAGAACUCUUGUCAUUUUGAAGAAAU
Messenger RNA from Galendromus occidentalis (western predatory mite), 3202 nucleotides. It is a transcript of the gene Hmt-1, whose product is annotated as ABC transporter ATP-binding protein/permease Hmt-1. The record is from RefSeq and is a predicted model, not a curated record. Bases 501 to 3035 code for a protein of 844 amino acids. Gene Ontology annotation, molecular function: ATP binding; heme binding; ATP hydrolysis activity. The transcript is spliced from 2 exons. NCBI's taxonomy places the organism in Eukaryota, Metazoa, Arthropoda, Arachnida, Mesostigmata, Phytoseiidae. Gene Ontology annotation, biological process: heme transport; transmembrane transport. Gene Ontology annotation, cellular component: vacuolar membrane.